Messenger RNA from Penicilliopsis zonata CBS 506.65, 550 nucleotides. RefSeq lists its product as hypothetical. Gene Ontology annotation, molecular function: structural constituent of ribosome. Gene Ontology annotation, cellular component: ribosome. NCBI's taxonomy places the organism in Eukaryota, Fungi, Ascomycota, Eurotiomycetes, Eurotiales, Aspergillaceae. The transcript is spliced from 4 exons. The coding region runs from base 23 to 451 and encodes 142 amino acids. Gene Ontology annotation, biological process: translation. The record is from RefSeq and is a predicted model, not a curated record.
AGACAACAGCACAACCGCCAAAAUGGGUCGCGUCAGAACUAAGACCGUUAAGAAGUCCGCCAAGGUCAUCAUCGAGCGCUACUACCCCAAGUUGACUCUCGACUUCGAGACCAACAAGCGCAUCUGCGAUGAGAUCGCCAUCAUUGCCUCCAAGCGUCUUCGCAACAAGAUCGCUGGCUACACCACCCACCUGAUGAAGCGUAUCCAGCGUGGUCCCGUCCGCGGUAUCUCCUUCAAGCUCCAGGAGGAGGAGCGUGAGCGCAAGGACCAGUACGUCCCUGAGGUGUCCGCUCUUGACGUCUCCCAGACCGAGUCUGGCCAGCUUGACGUUGAUGCCGAUACCAAGGACCUCCUCAAGAGCCUUGGCUUCGACAACCUCAAGGUCAACGUCGUCAACGUCAGCCAGCAGCAGGUCCAGGAGCGCCCUCGUCGCUUCGGCGGUGCUCGCUAAGUUGUCCCUGCGGAUCUUCUGACGGAAAAAAAAAACAAAACAAAACAAAAAAGUUCUUCGACCGACCAGUCGGGCCCUGGGGCUCAUGGUUGUAGCUAG